Impatiens glandulifera is the source of this 1198-nucleotide messenger RNA. Its product is annotated as protein FLX-like 3. The transcript has 4 exons. The record is from RefSeq and is a predicted model, not a curated record. Lineage: Eukaryota; Viridiplantae; Streptophyta; Magnoliopsida; Ericales; Balsaminaceae. The coding region runs from base 134 to 916 and encodes 260 amino acids.
UGUUGUUUUUGGAUGAUUCAACAUCAACGAAAGAGACGUUUCCCUUUGCCGCCGGCGAUCGCUAAAUCUUUCCGGUCUCGCAAUCUUUAAGGUAAGGAGGGGUUUAUAAGGCUCUUUCAGUAUCAUCUUGAACAUGACAGGUAGAAACCGUAUGACACGUCAGCCUCAUGUUUACAGAGGGGGCGUCCAUAGAGAUUCUCGACAUGGUUUGCAUCAUGGACCAGGACCUAUUCCUGUUCAUCAUCCCUCUUCAUUAGAAGAAGAACUUGAAAUCCGACAAAGAGAACUUCAAAGGAUUGUAGCUGAGAAUAGACAUUUAAUUGACGCAAAUGUUAUUAUUCAGAGGGAACUAGCAGCUGAUAAGGAUGAGAUCCAUGCAUUGAGUCACGUGAUUCCAAAAAUCAGAGCAGAUGGUGAGGCUCAGGCUAGGGAGUUGAUAGAGAGAAGAAUAAAGCUUGAAGCUCAACUUCGUGCUGUUGAACCUCUUCGUAGUGAUGUUAUGCAGCUUAGGGCAGAAGCCCAGAAUUUAAAUGGAAUUCGACGAGAACUGACUAAUCAAAUUGAUACACUUACUAAGGACUUGAAUCAUUUAAAAUCCGAGAGUAAACAAGUGUCUGCUCUUAAUUCUCAUUACGAUGAGCUGCAGAAAGAGCUGAUGGAAGCCAGGAGAGCACAUGAAUAUGAAAAGAAGGCAAAUGAGGAGCAAAUGAACCAAAAGCAAGCAAUGGAGAAAAACAUCAUCUCCAUGUCUCGUGAAAUAGAAAGGCUUCGAGCAGAGCAACUAAACGCUGAAAAUAAGCUUCGACUUGGUGCUGGUGGUUAUGGAAAUUUCAAUGGAAGCUCUUAUGGUGACAUGUAUGGUUCGAGCAGCAGCAGGGCUGGUUUAUAUGAGAAGUAUGGUAUUGACCGUCGCUAAUGUCCUUGGUAUGUGUCUUGUUUUCACUUUAAAGCUUCUUUCUUUUCUUUUGGGGUUAAAGCUUUAGUCGAAUUUUGAACUAAGAUGUUCGAUGUUCUUGUCAUAUAUUUUGUAAAACAGUUAACUAUUGUAUGCCCAGGAAAAGUUGGGAACUGUUUAUAUAGAGACUUGUUUAAACUUGGUAGAUUUCUUUUCAUUUUUCUCGAAUAAAUCGAGAGCAUUUUGUAGAACACCUUGCAGUCAUGUAUGUAUAGAGUUCGAAAGAUAACUUUUAGUUCUAAU